Molecule: messenger RNA, 1014 nt
Organism: Ostertagia ostertagi
Lineage: Eukaryota; Metazoa; Nematoda; Chromadorea; Rhabditida; Trichostrongylidae
Source: the annotation of a GenBank genome assembly
AUGCGUAAACCGUUCGCCGAUAUCCGUCGCCACGACAUCGAGGCCGCCAUACGCGUCGCGACAGCCGUGGGCCUGCCGCUGCUGGCGCUCGAUGCGAUCGGACGUCUCGAUCUCGCGGUCUAUGCCGCGUUCGGCGGAUUGGCGAUGCUCUAUGGCCACAGCGAGCCGUCGAAGAAGCGCGUCGAAAGCCAGAUCGUCGCCGGCACGGGCCUGGUCAUCACGAUGGCGGUGGCGAUGGCGUGGUCCGCCGCGCACGCAUCGGUCGCCGUGUUGGGCAUCCUGCUGGCGCUCACCGUGAGUGCCGCGGUCACGCUCGGCGCGACCAUGCGCUGGGUACCGCGCGGAGAAAUGUUCUUCGUGCUGGUGCUGCUGAUCGUCGCCGCCAUUCCCACGACCUGGGACCACCUGCCGCUUGCACUCGCCGUCGGUGCCGGCGGUGCGGCCUUCUCGGUGGUGCUCGCCGUGAUCAACGGCAUCGGCGCACCACCGGAUGAACCCAGGCCCGACGGAUGGCAACGCCGCAUCGUCGCGGGCUACGCCGUUCUCGACCGUCGCCAGCAUCUGAUUCUCCUCGCCGCCGCCACCUUCGGCGUGCUGGCCGCCUGGGGGCUGGCCCUUGCCCUGAGGAUCGGUCAUCCCUUUUGGGCGGCGGUCACCGUCGCUGCACUGAUGCCGGCGCUGGCCGCCCAGGAUGUCUGGCGGCGCGCGAUCUACCUGAUGCUGGGCACCGUCGGAGGUGUCGCCAUCGCCACCCUUCUGUUCUCCUUCAAUCCCGGCCAUCUCGCGCUGAUCGCGAUCAUCAUCGUCUGCCAGGCCGUGGCGGAGAUCGCGGUGUCGCGCAACUACGGCGUCGCGCUGCUGUUCUUCUGCCCGCUGGCCAUCGGCAUGAGCAACCUCAGCCGCGGCGCGCCCUGGCCACCCAUCCUGCUCGACCGCGUGGCCGAGGCGGCGCUGGGCGUUGCGGUCGCCUUCGUCACGAUCUUCGUGGGGCGCCGGAUCCUCAAGGUGACUUGA